Molecule: messenger RNA, 2388 nt
Organism: Hippocampus comes (tiger tail seahorse)
Lineage: Eukaryota; Metazoa; Chordata; Actinopteri; Syngnathiformes; Syngnathidae
Gene: hmgxb4a
Product: HMG box domain containing 4a
Exons: 13
Coding region: 171-1955 (594 amino acids)
Source: RefSeq, a predicted model, not a curated record
UUGGCUGCAGAACACAAGCCCCGCCCCGGCGCACAGGCGUAUUGUUGUUCGCCGGAAUAAAGAUGGCGACCUGGCCCGCGUAAUUUGGAGAUUCACUUGAGGCAGGUCCCCAUCCUGUCUUCAUGCUGCCUGCCUGGAACAUCUUCGAUGAGGAAAUAUACUGAGUGGCAAUGGCUUUUGAAGAGAUCAGGAACAAAGGAGAAAUGGUUUCUGAUUUAGACAUUGCGAUGGAGGGAGAGAGGGGUCUUGUCGCCGGUCGGAGCCAAAGGGAGAAGAGAAGGUCAUACAAAGAUCUUCUACGAGAGGAGGAGGAGAUUGCAGCUCAGGUUCGCAAGUCUUCCAAAAAACGCCCAAAGGAUUCAGAGCUCUUCAUGCUGGGAGGUGACCCACACAAAAAGAAGAAGAAAUAUAGUGAUGACUACUAUUACAGGGAGCACGAAGGCCACCCCAUCCACAAAAAGAAGCACAAAUCACUCGACCGCUCCCCGACACUCUCUUCCCCUUCAUCGUCCCACCCGGCAGACACGGCGAUGGGUCUUCUGCAAGCCAUCACCUCUCCCCUGGCCACAGGAUCCGACCCCGGUUCCAAUUUACACAAAAAGCCCUCCUAUCCCUCCUUAUCCUCGCAUUCCUCAAAAGACCGCAAGCGUGAGGGCGGAAGCAAAGGGAGCCACUCGUUUUCCCAUUCCCGUCCCAUGUCGUCGUCGUCAUCGUCGUCGUCGUCUUCCACCAAGAAGCACUCCUCAUCUUCCUCAAAGUCAUCACUGUUCCACGGCGGCUCCAUCAAAGAGGAGCCUUUAACAUUACGGGAGGCUGAUGGGCUAAAAAUGAAAGUGAUUAUGUCACCGGAAAAGGAGGAAACCGAGGGCAUCCCGAUCACUCACCACUCAUCCAAAGUGAGUGGAAAGAAAGAGAAGGAUCGAGAACGAACGCAGGUGUCGAAAUCACCCAAGAAGAAGCUGCAGCACAGUCGAGAUCCUCUUCCAGUCGUGGGGAAAGAGGUGGAAGUGGAAGGUCAUUAUGGAGGCGGCAUGGGAGAUGACAGCUCAUCGUCGGGAGCGGAGCUGGAGGCGGGCGAACUGGUGAUCGAUGAUUCCUACACGCACCAGUCAAAAAAGAAGAAGAAGAGCAAGAAAAGCAAGAAGAAAAAGGACAAAGAGAAAGACCGGGCCAAGGAUAAGAGUGGGAAGGACAAAAAGCACAGCAAAGGCUUUGGAGAUUCAUCGAGGAGCUACGGCACCUCCCAUCCCACCGUCUCUCAUAGCGCUGUCGGUCCGAUGUAUGCGAUGGGCACGCCGGUCCACCAACAAGGCAGUGACGGGGCGAUGGAGAAGAAGAAGAAGAAAGAGGAGAAAGAUCGGGAGAAGCACGACAAGGAGAAAGAUAAGCCCAAGAAGAAGAGUGCAUCCGCAUACCAGGUGUUUUGCAAGGAGUACAGAGUCAACAUAACUGCUGAACAGCCAGGACUCGUUUUCGGUGAACUAAGCAAAAAGUUGGGAGAGGUCUGGAAGAGGAUGCCGGAAAAAGACAAACUGUUUUGGAGGCAGAAAGCUCAGUAUCUGCAGCACAAACAGAACAAGGCCGAAGCUACCACAGUCAAACACAAAAGCUCAACUGAAAGCAAAAGCAAAGCCAAAGCUGGUGUGGUGUCACCCAACCGAGCACCGGCCACCAUGUCCCUUUCCCCCGCACGGGUGCCCGAUGUCGAUCCUAUCGAUGCAGCUGCUCACCUGCAGCUGCUCGGAGAGUCCUUAUCCCUGAUUGGCCACCGGCUCCAGGAAACAGAGGGCAUGGUUGCAGUGUCUGGGAGCCUGUCAGUGCUUCUUGAUUCCAUCUUGUGCGCCCUGGGGCCUCUGACUUGUCUCACUGCUCAAAUCCCACAGUUAAAUGGAUGUCCCCGAAACGUGCUGUCGAACACGUUGGACAACAUUGCCUACAUCAUGCCUGGUCUGUGAGUGAAGGACGUCAAACAUGCUCGAAGAACUUUGCUGUGACAAGUCAAGGCCCUGAGCAGAGGCCUCUUUGGACUUCAUAGUUACCUUAUAAUUUGGCAAGUCUGAAAACAUUUGUAGUCUCAACGUGUUUUAAAAUUGUAUGUUUUUAGACUUGAUGAAUUAUAGCAAUGUGUCCAUUGAUAGACUUUUAAAAGAAAUAUUUUAUUGUUGAUAGUCUUACCGUCUGAUUUCAUUGUUGUUGUACAGUGCGGCUUUGUAAGAAAUGUUCUUGAGGCUGAAUGCGUGUUUGUGUACAGUACUGUAAUGUUUUUGCACAUGUCUGUAUUUUUUUAUGGUUUGUUCAGGAGCAUCUGCAACCUUGUAGUCAUUUUUAACAUUAGGGAAAUAUAUUUAACAUUUCAUUCUUUAAUAGAGUAAAGAAAAAAAAAUCCCC